UCCGCAUCCCAUCUCUCAAGUGCUCGGAGAACAGAGGAUACAGGGAUGAUGAUAAACAUACCGAGAAACUUGUCAAAUAGAGAGCAUCUCUCUCGGCUUUGAAGGCGUGAUUUACGCCGCAACAUGGCAAAACGAUGCUGACCACGGGAAGAGAGGCAGAGAGCCUUGUAGAAGGACCUCAAUAGCAGCUUGUGUCUGCAGACAAAACAACGACUGUGGGACUCUGUGUGAAUCUUAUAGGGCAUUAAGAGCACCAACUAAUCCUGUGCAUUGUAGAAAAAUAUAGAAGAACAAACAACGGGUAUUUUUGCACAAAGAACACGUCGCUGCUAUAGGAUUGCAAUCAUUCAGUGUUAUUUUAAUUGUAGGCUGUAUGAAAUGGGAGCUCUGACAAGCCGUCAGAAUGCCGGAGUGGAGGAGGUCGAUAUUCAGUCCAAUUCUGUGUACAGAUAUCCACCCAAAACCGGAAGUUAUUUUGCUAGCCAUUUUAUUAUGGGAGGAGAGAAGUUUGAUUCAACUCAUCCUGAAGGUUACCUCUUUGGUGAAAACACUGACCUCAACUUCCUUGGCAAUAGACCAGUAGUGUUCCCGUACAAUGCUCCACCUCCUCAAGAGCCAGUCAAGACCCUCCGCAGUCUCAUCAACAUCCGCAAAGACACUCUACGACUUGUCCGAUGUAGUGAAGACAUGAAUCUGCCUGGACAGGAUGUUGGAAAAAGCCACAGUUGCUACAAUAUUGAGUUUUCCUUUGAUGCUGACACACAAGUUGCCAUUACUAUAUACUACCAAGCCAUUGAAGAGUUUCACAAUGGUGUGCCAAUAUACUUGCCGCAGGACAGCUCUCUGCAGUCAGAGACGGUUCAUUUCAAACGCGGAGUCUGCCAACAUUUCUGUUUGCCCUCCCAUUAUGUCAACUUAUUAGAGUGGGCAGAUGAGGAGCUUUUGUUUGACAUGGAUAGAGACAUCUACCCCAUGGUUGUACAAGCAGUAGUGGAUGAGGGAGAUGAGCACUUGGGACAUUCCCAUGUUCUUCUUGCAACCUUUGAGAAGCACGUGGAUGGAAGUUUCUGUGUGAAACCUCUGAAACAGAAACAAGUUGUGGAUGGUGUUAGUUACCUGUUGCAGGAAAUCUAUGGUAUAGAGAACAAAUACAACAGCCAAGAAUCAAAAGUGGCUGAAGAUGAGAUUAGCGACAACAGCGCUGAAUGUGUGGUGUGUUUGUCGGAUGUGCGGGACACACUGAUCCUACCCUGCAGACACCUGUGCCUGUGCAAUGCCUGUGCAGACACACUGCGUUACCAGGCCAACUGUUGCCCCAUCUGUCGAUUACCAUUUCGUGCCCUUCUUCAGAUCCGAGCAAUGAGGAAAAAACUGAGCCCACUUACUCCAACUGGAUUCAACCCUGUCAUUACCUCCCAGACCUCAGAUUCAGAGGAGCACUCGGCAUCAGAGCACAUCCCACCAGGCUAUGAAGCUGUGUCCCUGUUAGAGGCCUUGAAUGGGCCCCUGAACCCGUCUCCAUCUGCUCCUCCAAUUGAGGGCCUCACCAGGGGCCAUGUUUCUGGAUCUGUGCCCACAUAUGCCAGUGAUAGCCACCACACGCCCACACGCCCCCUCUCUCCACUAGAACACUCUGUCAACUCUAGCCAGAAUGUGAAACACAAGAAGAGUGUCUCUAAAUCUCUCUCCCAGAAUUCUUCAGUGCUGCCAGAGGAGGAGGACGAGAAGUCAUGUAGUGAGAUGCAAACGUGCAGGAGAAAACUGCAUGCAGAACAGCAAGAGUCUGGAGUGACUCCAGAAAGUGACAACCUCACCCUGUCAUCUUCGGGAGCCAUAGAUCAGUCUUCCUGCAGUGGGACCCCUCUCUCCUCCACUAUCACCUCCCCAGAGGACCCAGUUAGCAGCAGUCUGGCCCAGUCUGUGAUGUCAAUGGCGUCAUCUCAUAGCCAGCACUCUCAGAUCAGCACUGACACACUAUCUUCCAUGUCUGGCUCCUACAUGGCUGGGGCAGAGGGAGAAGAGCCCCUUGAGACCCCAGCAGAGAGCAGGGCCCCUUCCCAGCAUGAGGGUGAGGAAAUCCCCAAUGAGCCAAAAAACUUUGUGGCUGCCAUUCUUGAAGAACAGGAUUCAGAGGGAAAUGAUGUCACUGAGGAAGAUUGUGGAUCUCCCACCAAAGAACAGGGUGGGCGCAGGUGGAGUGAGGUCCCUUGUCCAGAGUUUGACAAUAACAAUCAGGGGCAGUCUGACACCCACUGUAUGACAGGCUUGGACAAUGAGCAGCCUCCUGAUGGCCGUUUCGCUGGUCUGUUAUACCUUGAUGUCUAUCGUCAUGGUCAGAAUCCUUUGACUCAACAUGUGUCCACCAGCAACAUCAACCUUGAGGAUCAGGGGGUCACCAAUAUAGUGGCAAACCCCAAGAACAAAUCUCAUCGUGGACCCCUUGCUGUGUGAAAUUCUCUGUAAACCUCUCUGUUAUCCUCAGUCCACCAGGCACAGACCUACACCUCUUCCAAAGAGGGAUAGGUUCCUCUGCCUUCAUGCCAUCUAUACCCAAACUUGUGUCCACUCAAAGUCAGACUGCAGAAAUCUCCUGAUUCAAAUCCCAAAAGGGUGUUGAAGGAUGUACUAUGUGGUUUCCCCUUUCCAUUGUGAUAGAUAUUUUAGCACUCUUUUGGUGUUGAUACUUAUGUAAAGCACCAUGUUUACACCAACACUCCACCCACUCAUGUGUGGAGAUGGAGGGAUGACUCAAGCAGCUCUGAUGAAAGCCUGAAAAACAAGGACACGGUACAGAUUCCAACCUCUGAUCCGAGCAGCAUUUUAGUUCUUCUCUCUUAGAGAGAAGUCUAAUUUCAUGUCAGGGCUGUGUGACUAUGCUUUGUGAACUCUCAGAUAAAACAUGUUUUGACACUGUGCUAUAAUUCACCAAUCGUAUAUAACGCCUAUAAACAGUGUUAUGAUUUGAAUAGUCAUCAAAUACUGUUAUCUGAAUCAACGGACCCCUUGGGACUUUCCUCAUUAAUAUCACUCUGCAUUUGCAUGAAUCUCCAUCUUGAUAUAGUACCUGGGCACAAUUAACAACAUUUUCAGGUAUAGCUUUGAAGUUAAAAUCAAAGUGAAUACAUAUUCCCUGUUUAGUUUUUUUUGUAUUUGGUAUAUUGUGCACUGAUUAAUCAUUCACAAUAUGAUCAGGAACAUGCAUUAAGAAAGUAAAUAGGGUUUUGAUUUCACGUUGACUUCAAAGGUGCACUCAGCACUUACAGUGACACCUAGUGGUGUGGAUGAAGUAUUAUUAAAAAUCAAUAAUUUUCAGUUACAAAUAUCAUUGUAGAAAUUCACUGUUCACAAUCAGCCAUGAUUAAUGUAAUCCAACAGUGAAAGUGUCCAGUAGCAAGACAGCUGAGAUUAAGUGAGGAGUAUUCAUCUGGUCAUGUGAUUCUAUAAUGGCAGUCCCCAUGUAGAAUAAAACAGCUUUUAUAAGGUUACUGAUAUGACUAGAGUUCUCAUCUCAUGUGAGUGGUCAACAUAUGUUUCAAAAUUACAAUUAAUUUAUUUAGAAGUCAAACUUUUUUAAUGGGGAAGAAGUCAUCUAGUGCACCUCUAAGCUUUCUGUAUCACCAUUACUUCACUAAUCAUCACAAAAACUCAGUUGUUACUUUGCCCUAAUUUAUUUUUAAAACGCCAUAAUCAAUCCUUCACAAGAUAAACUUCAGAGCAAUAACACAUAUUUGCUCACAUUUCUGCCCUUGUCAGUUUGCUGCAGCUAAUUUUGAGCUUUACGUACAGCCCUACAUGUCAAAAAGACACAAAGCUACUGAGCUGCCUAACCUGUGUUGCACAUCGUACUGGCCACGGAGACGCUACUGAACUGCUUUCUGCAGAGCCUUCUGAAACCUUUUGUACAAGGGAAAUGCUUGAGAAAAACUGCUCAUGAGGUCCACAUCUGUGGUCAUACCUCAAAUAUUGCUAUGCUAACUGUUACAAAGCUAAUGUCAAGCUCUUUGUUCAUUGUUUAAAAAACAAGUAUUAAUUUCAUGUCUUAGGUACAAUCUUGCAUAUACCGUAUAUUCUUCAAUUAGUGAUUUUGCACCUAAGACUUUAGUAUUAAAAGGGAUAAACCCUGAAUGAAGCAAAGCUGAAGUAGCUCUUUAGAAGAGUGUUGUUGAACUGAUAUUGACUGUUUUACCAGGUACUUGUCAGUGACAUUGGGUACCAUUGAUAUGUUUUCCUUUUGAAAAGUAUAUUGCACUUUCCCAUAUCUAUAGGGGUCUCUUACUGAAAGUGUUUACUAAGCUCCAUUUUCCUUUGAUUUGAAAAGACAUACAAUGAAACUGCAAAUGUAGGAAAGACAUUGAAAAGUGUGCCACUAACUUGAAAAACAAUCAACAGCAUUCAGUUUUUGACAGUUUUGCCAAACCGAAUGAACAGUAUUUAAGCUACCUUUCUUUUAUGUUGCACCAGUGUAUUGUAAGUGAAAGAUUUUCUGUAAGUAAAAUAAUCAAUCACAGAUCUGUUUUUUUUUUUCUUUCUGUGGGUUCUCUUUCCAAAUCCUUAAGGUGAUGUGUGUCACUUUUACACACUUAACCUUUAAUAUCAUUCCCCCAAACUCUUUAGCUGAGCCAGUUCUCUUUAUAUCAUAAGAACUUUUCUGGACUAUCUGAUAUGCUGAUCAGAUUCACAGUACAAUCAUACAGUAUAGUCAGUAUAUAAUCUCUCUUGAAAUGUCUAUUGUACCUUGAGAACCAAAAAACUUUUUCCUUUGUGUGGAAACUUUUAAUUUUCUAUUUUUUUUUUAUGUUAGCUUAGCUCUUGUUAUUGUUGUUAUUGCUGUUAAUUGUGUUGUUUAUUGCAGUAUACAUUUAAAUAGUGUGAAAUUGAUUCAUUUCUAGGUCAAUGGGACAUGCACUAGUAGAUUUUUCCCAGUUGACUGCGAAUAUGCGGUGCAUGUGGUAAACGCAUGGUAGUUGCAGUCACAAGAUAAUGUGAAUCCUCCACCACCUUUACAUUUGCACUAUUCAUCUAGCCCUUCCAUACUAAGCUUGCAUCACUGUGUAAGCAAGAGGUACUGAAUCACAAGACAAGCAAUACACUGGUAUAAUAGCAUGUUGACAAUACAGAUAAACAUAGCCAUGCAUUGAAUGUUUUACAACAGAAUGUCAGAUUUACCUGUAACGCUUUGCCUGAGGGUGCCAGAACAGUCUGUGACAUGCACUGAGCAUGGAUAAAGUCAAAGGGUUUUUUCAAUUUCUGUAUUGCUUUUGUGAUUCUAUUCUGUCCUCUUUCUGCACCAGGAGGAGUGACUGUAAUCUAAUGAUACAUGAGGAAUGGGUUGCAUCAGUAUAUCACUUUUAUAGAAUGAAGAUUACUUCAUGUACAAAAACAAAAAAACAAUAAACCCU
This is a messenger RNA of Xyrauchen texanus (razorback sucker), 5399 nucleotides long. Its product is annotated as E3 ubiquitin ligase RNF157-like. NCBI's taxonomy places the organism in Eukaryota, Metazoa, Chordata, Actinopteri, Cypriniformes, Catostomidae. Gene Ontology annotation, biological process: protein ubiquitination. The transcript has 19 exons. Gene Ontology annotation, cellular component: cytoplasm. Bases 379 to 2451 code for a protein of 690 amino acids. Gene Ontology annotation, molecular function: ubiquitin protein ligase activity. The record is from RefSeq and is a predicted model, not a curated record.